This is a messenger RNA of Coccinella septempunctata (seven-spotted ladybird), 1554 nucleotides long. It is a transcript of the gene y, whose product is annotated as protein yellow. NCBI's taxonomy places the organism in Eukaryota, Metazoa, Arthropoda, Insecta, Coleoptera, Coccinellidae. Bases 127 to 1410 code for a protein of 427 amino acids. The transcript has 4 exons. The record is from RefSeq and is a predicted model, not a curated record. Gene Ontology annotation, cellular component: extracellular region.
AACCCCACAAUCUCCAUUCUUUUUGAUUUAAAAUUCUAGUAUAAGCUCAGAAUGAUGAUCGAUAUAUAAAACGGAAAGUUUCACUUUCCAUUGGUCACAGUUUGCUUAAGUGUGUGCGAGACCAUCAUGAUUUCCAUCUUACCGAAAGCAACGUUCUUUCGGACAUUAUGGUUCCUUUUGAUCAUCUACCAUUCCGAGGCAACAUACAGGCUCCAGGAAAGGUAUGCAUGGAACUACAUCGAUUAUGCUUUCGACAGUUUCGAUCACAAGAUCCAGGCACAACUUACGCGAAACUACAUUCCUGAAAACAACUUGCCAGUCGGAAUCGAAGUAUGGAACGACAAAAUGUUCAUUUCUGUACCGAGGUGGAUGGAAGGAGUACCUUCCACCCUCAACUACAUAUCGCUCACAGACAUCAACUCCAAAUCGCCUCUCCUCAUUCCCUAUCCCGACUGGAAAUCGAACGAGCUAGGAAACUGCAACACCGGUAUGAAUACAGUAUACAGAAUCAAAGCCGACGAAUGCAAUCGUCUCUGGGUUCUCGACACCGGAACCUACGGUAUUGGAAACACCACACAACAGUUAUGCCCAUACAGUAUCAACGUCUUCAACCUGAGGACAAACCAAAGGAUCAGACGAUUCGAGAUCCCAGCCGAACUGAUCAAGGAAGGCACCUUCAUAGCAAACACCGUCGUCGAUGUUGGAAAGAGUUGCGAUGAUACUUUCGCUUAUUUCAGCGAUGAACUGGCCUACGGUAUGAUCGUUUAUUCUUGGGCUGAAAACAAGGCAUGGAGAUUCAAGCAUGGGUAUUUCUUCCCCGAUCCAUUAGCCGGUAACUUCACCAUUGAUGGAUUAACCUUCAACUGGGAUGAAGAAGGUGUUUUUGGUAUGUCGUUGUCUCCCCGUUAUGUCAGCGGUGAAAAAUACCUCUACUUCAGUCCUUUGGCAAGUAACAGGGAAUUCGCAGUAUCUACAAACAUCCUACGCAACAGUUCGAAGGUUGACGACAGCUACAACGAUUUCAUAGCCUUAGAAAGCAGGGGACCAAACUCCCACACCACCGCCAGAGUCAUGGACGAUUAUGGUAUUCAGCUAUUCAACCUCAUCGAUCAAAAUGCCAUUGGUUGUUGGAACUCGCUUCUACCUUACCACCCCAAGUACCACUGCAUCGUUGAUAAGGACGAUGUAGGCCUUAUAUUCCCUUCAGACGUUAAAGUUGAUGCUCACAGGAAUGUCUGGGUGAUGUCGGAUAGGAUGUCAAACUUCCUUCAGGCACCAGAAGGCCUCAAUUACAACGAGGUUAACUUCAGGGUGUACAUGGCACCUAUGAAAGCCUUGAUUCAAGGCACAAUCUGCGAUGUCGGUUUGGAAGGCAGUCGCAGUUAUCACGUCAACGAGUUGUUCGAAUGAGAUAUUCCGAAGAAAUUAAAUUUUAUUUAUUGUUAAUUGUAAGUGUUUUGUCUUUGUAAAUUGUUUUUGUUUUUGUUUUCACUAAGAUUACUUCUCUGGAAAUACUCGCGAUAAAUUACACUUCAAUAAAUUCUGAAAUUGUUA